Molecule: messenger RNA, 576 nt
Organism: Sarcophilus harrisii (Tasmanian devil)
Lineage: Eukaryota; Metazoa; Chordata; Mammalia; Dasyuromorphia; Dasyuridae
Gene: PFN3
Product: profilin 3
Exons: 1
Coding region: 112-525 (137 amino acids)
Biological process (GO): actin cytoskeleton organization; positive regulation of actin filament bundle assembly; regulation of actin filament polymerization
Cellular component (GO): cytoplasm
Molecular function (GO): actin binding
Source: RefSeq, a predicted model, not a curated record
UGCUGUCACAGAGGGCGCUGACAUCACGAUGGUAAAUGGGAAAGCAGCAAUGGACGUUGGGACACCCCAGGAGGCUGAGAGCACAGGACAGGGCUCCUCUAUCUCCCUGGAAUGGGGGACUGGAAGACAUACAUCAGCGCCGUACUUCGAGACCAGCGCAUCGAUGACGUGGCGGUAGUGGGACAUUCGGACAACCGCUGCGUGUGGGCCUCGAGGCCUGGAGGCUUGCUGGCUGCCAUCUCCCCGCAGGAGGUGGGCAUAUUGACGGGCCCUGACCGCCGCAGCUUCUUGCAGUCGGGGAUCAGUCUGGCGGGCCGACGCUGCUGCGUCAUCCGAGACCACCUGCUGGAAGAAGACGAUGGUGUUCUGGACGCCCGGACCAAGGGACUAGAUGGUCGAUCUGUGUGCGUGGGACUCACGCCCAAGGCCCUGAUAGUGCUCAUGGGCCGACGGGGCGUGCACGGGGGCACACUCAACAAAACUGCUCAUCAUCUUAUUAGGGGCCUGCGGUUCCAGGGGAUCUAGGAUGACAGGAGCCAACGUUGAGAGACCGGGAAUAAAUAUACAUAGAAUGUA